ACGUCGUCGUCGUCACGCAUGACGUCACGCGCCUCCUGCGCCUUCUGGGAUGGAGAGGCAGCACAGGAGAGCUAGCGUUGAAGUGAAUGAGAAUGAGGAUGAGGAUGAGUGUGAGUGCUAAGUGUGCUUUUCUCUCGGUUUAUGGCGUGUGUUUGUUCCGGGUGGAGUGCCGUGUUGUUGUCCUUCCCCCAUAUCUCGGAGUAAUUAGACGAGCAGCGCUGUGUAAACAUCUCUGAAGUCAGGAAGUGGGAUGUGGCCCGGCUCUAUCUUCACUUACAGUCUGCGAUGUGACACAAUCCCAGCGCCUCGGGCACGCGCUGCCACUCUUCCCCGCGGAUAUAAGAAGACGUGAGUGAUGGCAUCCGCUUCAUGCAGCUGGACCACGACGAGGACGACGGACGGCUUGGAUUCGGCUCGUGCUGGAAGACUGAAAACCGAUACGUGUGUCGUAAUGUAGCGGACUGUGGUGCAUUUUUUGUUGUAGUUGUUGUUGUUGCCCUGACAAAGCGUCAUUUGCGUCGGAUAAUGGACUCGUCGGUAACGCUGGGCAGGCUGGAGCUCGGGCGCGCCGCCGUGAGCCCGGGCACGCGCCUCAAUGGACCGGGGGCGAGGGAAAGGAGCGCGCAGCAGCAGCAGCAGCACGCGGGGCCGCGCGCGGGACCUCUCGGCUGCGUGCCGCUCUCGCACCAGGUCGCGGGCCACAAGUACGGAGUGGACAAAGUAGGUAUACUGCAGCAUCCCGAUGGUACGGUACUAAAGCAGCUUCAGCCGCCACCCAGAGGACCCAGAGAACUGCAGUUCUAUAGCAUGGUUUAUGCCAAGGAUUGCUGUGACCCCUGCCUACUCGAGCUGCAGCAGCAUCUUCCCAAGUACUACAGCACUUGGUCUUCUCCUGACAGCCCCACAGAGCUGUAUCUGAAGCUGGAGGAUGUCACACGCCGCUUCCAGAAGCCCUGCAUCAUGGACGUGAAGAUCGGCCAGCGUAGCUACGACCCUUUUGCCUCACAGGAAAAGCGUGAGCAACAGAUCAGGAAAUACCCCCUGAUGGAAGAGAUUGGCUUCCUGGUGCUUGGGAUGAGGGUGUACAACGUGGGCUUGGACAGCUUUGACACAUAUGACCAGCAUUAUGGAAGGGGUCUCGUGAAGGAUACCAUCAAAGAUGGACUAUGUAAGUUCUUCUACAACGGCGACCUCCUCCGCCGGGAUGUCAUCACUGCCAGCAUCGCCAAGGUCCAGAGCAUCCUUCGUUGGUUUGAAAAACAGAGCCAGUUGAACUUUUACGCCAGCUCUCUACUCUUCGUCUACGAGGGGCUUCCUUUGACCCCGGUGGAGAAAUCCAGCACCCGGAGCCUACAGAAGAAUGAAGGGGUUCUGGAGUACAACAACAACAUCGAGCAGAGCCUCUCCACCAUGUACUCCCUGCACAAGAAAAGCUGCAUGCAGAACCACCAUCCAAGCAAGCAGGACAACAGCGCAUGGCACGGCCUCACAGAGCUGGACGCCGGCGAGCAGGAGACGGAGGAGAUGCCAGCCGAGGUGGAGGUCCGAAUGAUCGACUUUGCCCACGUCUUCCCCAGCGAGGUCCCCGACCACGGCUACAUCUACGGCCUGAGGAACCUGCUCAAGGUGCUGCAGCAGAUACUGGAUGACUAAAAAAAAAAAAAAAAUGUUCUUCUCAUGGUUCUUCAGCCAUAAUGCUCGGCUCAUCUCAUCAGAGAGGAUAUUUUUAAAGUUGUAGCUACUCUCAUUCCUCUCUCCCCUGUCCAGGUCCUGCACUACCUGGACUACAAUGAAGUAACCCAUUUGAAAAGCUUGGUCUUAUAGUUGGUCUAUAUGCGCCUGAUCGUUUUUUUUUUGUUUUUUUUUUUUAAAUAUAAAAAGUGUUUUACUCAGGUAAACCAAUUACAUGGUCAUUUAUAGUAUUUAUCCUGGCAGCAAUUCAUACCAUCUUAACCCUUUCUCUGUUUUGCUUCAGCAUAAUAGCUUGUAUUUCCCAAGACAAGUUAAACAAGGUAUUGUUUUUAAUUUGUUUUUACAUAGGUGUAUCAUUUGCUUCUCAUGCCUGUGGUUGGUAAGACUAAGAAUUUGGAGUACAUAGCUGUCGAUUUCUUUAACCUGCGCUGCCAAAAUGACCCUGCCUGUGUUUUUUAUUUUAAACUUGCAAUUGACUAGCCUACACAAAUUCCCCUGUGUAAAUAUGGUAUUAUAUUUUCUGUGAUUUAACCAUGCAAUAUGCUGACCCAACAAUGGGGAGGCUCGGAUUUUUAUUGACGUUUUAAAAAACGGUCAAGUGUAUUGAUGAGCUGUCCUGCCUGUCGUGACUGAAAGAAAAAAAAAAACAAACUUAAGUUCAUACCCUUUUCGGCUAUCUUUAAGCCAUGCUUUAUUAAUGCUAUAUUAGCUUAUAAAAUGUUUUGAUACACUUUCCUGAGUGAAUGAAACUUUAUUGUGCAGACAUAGUAUUGAUUUGAGCGCGGGAGGCAAAAACCAGCAUAGUGAUCUUGAUUAUUAAAAAAAAAAAAAAAAAAAUCACUGAUUGAAAGAGGGAGAAAAAUCACUGGAAAAAAAAGAGAGGAAAAACUAUUAUCAAAAUUAAGACCAGGAUUCUCAGAUUUUUCUUUUCCCUCUCAGAGUCAUUGGACAGCUAUUUUUGAAUUUGUUUAUUAUCCUUAACUUUGCAUUGUAUUUAUAUUAACAAAUUCUGUUGCAGCUUUUUUUUAUUAUUAUUUUAAACAAUCAUUUUUAAAUUCUAGGGCAUUGCAGAUUUUAUAGAUUCUCAUAUAGGUGCGUAAUCACUGUAUACACUGACAUACUUAAUAUGUGAAAUGUAUUACUCAUCUCAAAGCUGAUAAGUUGCUUGCUUUAUUCUGCGUUUACUGCAAAUAUCUGGAAAGUGUUCUUUUCCAAUGGAAUGCAUUUCACAUUUUGGUUGGAACGUAUAUGUAGUAUGUCUUAUGACCUUGUCUUAUGCUGAAUGACUGCCGCUGCAUUUGACUCGUCUGAAACUCUGAUUUAACAUUCCUGUUGAUUUAAGCAGAACAAGGGCACGCUUUCUGCUUGUCCCCCCCGAAGAAGAAAGUCGAGCUCUGAAGGAAAAAGCAAAAUUGGAAUUGCAUGUCUUUGGGCAAAGUCGAAACUACCUGUGUGUCUAAUUCCCUGGCUCUUGUCUCACUCUCAGGAAUGUAUUAGUGUUACAAGGACUUCAAAGUAGUCGAGACAUCCGUAUGCAAGAACUCGAAGGAAACAGGCCGUGGGCCAGUUAAAGCUAGAUGCAUUUGUUCUGUAGCAUGCGCCAUUCAGUUGAGGAUUUUGUUUGCAUUCCAGUUAUUUUUGGUCCUGCUAUAACAUUUACAGCAUUCAUGCACUGAAGCAAGUGGAAAUACUGUAUGAUGUAUACAUCAGCCUUCCUGCUGUGAACUAAUCCAUUUGUCUCUGAUUUGUUUUAAAUCUUAUUCUCACUCAUAAUUAUUUUAUUUUUUUUUUAAGCAGUUGCACCUGACUGAGAUUUGCGCUGGUGCUCAAAGCACUUUAGUGAUUUGCUAGACUGGAUUUUUGCCUAUGGAACUAGUUUAAUUGAACUAAUUGUAAAGGCAUCUUACACUUCAAAGGUCUUCAAGUAGAAGAAUCUAAUGUUAACCAUUUUGUAACCUGGUUUUGAUCUUACUUUUUUUUUCCUGUGGCAAAUAAAAGGACUUUUUUUUUUGUAUUUACGUUCUCUCAAAAAAAAAAAAAAAAAAAAAAAAAAAAAUCAGGGUAAAUUUGAUCUUAUUAAGUAUAGUUAAUCUUUGCUGUCCUGGAAUAUGCAGGCUCAUUUACGCCCGAUGGUUUAAAUCCAGCCCUUCAAGCAGCAGGGUUGCGCAAUAAAACAUGGGUUUAAGUAGCUACAUUUGAAUGGUUUCCCAUGUGCUGUAUAAUUUCUGCAAUCCAGAAUGCAGAAACACAUCUGAAAAGUGAUUUUUUUCAAGCUGAGGCUCUGGAAGAAAUAAUCCAGGUUGGGGAUCAGUACUGGAAUGGCCAUUACUCAUGUGAACCCUAUCCUAAUAGACUAAACCAAUUACAGUUUUUGUAAUAUAGAUGUAUAACAUGUAAUAAUCAGACUCAUAUAUUAGGUGUAUAUUUGGCAAAUCUAUCAUUAUUAAUAAAAAUCACUUAAUAAUG
This is a messenger RNA of Pangasianodon hypophthalmus (striped catfish), 4158 nucleotides long. It is a transcript of the gene ipmkb, whose product is annotated as inositol polyphosphate multikinase b. The record is from RefSeq and is a predicted model, not a curated record. NCBI's taxonomy places the organism in Eukaryota, Metazoa, Chordata, Actinopteri, Siluriformes, Pangasiidae. Bases 370 to 1653 code for a protein of 427 amino acids. Gene Ontology annotation, cellular component: cytoplasm; nucleus. Gene Ontology annotation, molecular function: inositol-1,4,5-trisphosphate 3-kinase activity; inositol tetrakisphosphate kinase activity. Gene Ontology annotation, biological process: inositol phosphate biosynthetic process. The transcript is spliced from 6 exons.